Messenger RNA from Drosophila obscura, 1912 nucleotides. RefSeq names its product protein rhomboid (gene rho-4). The record is from RefSeq and is a predicted model, not a curated record. Gene Ontology annotation, cellular component: membrane. The transcript is spliced from 4 exons. The coding region runs from base 373 to 1626 and encodes 417 amino acids. NCBI's taxonomy places the organism in Eukaryota, Metazoa, Arthropoda, Insecta, Diptera, Drosophilidae. Gene Ontology annotation, molecular function: calcium ion binding; serine-type endopeptidase activity.
UUAAUAUUUCUCGCUCGGAAAGGUUGUGGUUUUCGCGGGUUUGACCAUUUUUUGUUGUUGUUUUUUUUUGGUUACGGGCUAAGCGGCAUCCGUUACCAGUUCAUUAGCUGAUUUUUGUUGGUGUGCGUGUGUGUGUGUGUGAAAGCGUUCUUGCUGCCAACGCUUUACUUUUUAUGGCCGAAUGUUAAUCUUAUCGCAAAUCAAACUGCGAGCAUGAGUCCAAGCAGACGAAAUUGUAAUUGAAUUUCAGUAUCGCAUUCGUACGCCCCUGUUGGAACUCUACUUUUUGUGGUCCUGCUGCUGCUGAUCCUCGCAAAAUCGCAUCGAUCGACCACAACAACCCAUUGAGAGAUCUCCACCCCCACCACCAACAUGCCUGUGAAGACGGUGUCACGGCAGCAGAGCCAGACGCCCGCCCAGCAGCUGCAGCAGCAGCGCCAGCGGGAUGUGGAGAACGGCCUUUAUCCAAAUAUCCCACCCGAGAGAAGAUCGCCACCCUCGCGCCCACAAACGCUGCGCCAGGACACCAUCGACAUGGAGGAGAUACCCCUCAAUCAGGCAAUAUCGCAGGAGCCGGAGGAUCGACGAAAGAUGAGGGAAAUAUUUGACAAGCACGACUCGGACCGCGACGGCCUGAUCGGCACACACGAGCUGAAGGAGCUCAUUUCGGAUGGCUACUGCCGGGACAUACCCGCCUAUAUAGCCGAGCAGAUACUUCGCCGCAGCGAUGUGGACAACGAUGGGCAUCUGGACUUUGAGGAGUUCUACACGAUGUCGCUGCGCCACAAGUGGAUGGUGCGCAACAUACUGGCCAGAUAUUGCCGCUUUGUGGUGCCGCCGCCCAAGCCGCUGGAGGGCGAUGAACCGGACGGUGCCUACGAGAAGCAAAUGUCUAUCUGCCCGCCGCCCCUCACCAUGGUCAUCUUCUCGAUCAUUGAGAUCAUUAUGUUUCUAGUGGAUAUUAUCCACUUUCAGGACGAUCCCAACUACAACGAUCGACUGGGCGAGAGCACAAGCGGUCCGGCAGCGACGCUCUUUAUCUAUAAUCCGUACAAGCGUUACGAGUCAUGGCGCUUCGUCAGCUACAUGUUCGUCCACGUGGGCAUCAUGCAUCUGAUGAUGAACCUAAUUAUUCAGAUAUUUUUGGGCAUUGCUUUGGAGCUGGUACAUCACUGGUGGCGCGUGGCGCUGGUUUAUUUGGCCGGCGUGCUGGCCGGAUCCAUGGGCACAUCCCUGACGAGUCCGCGCAUCUUUCUCGCCGGCGCCUCUGGCGGUGUGUAUGCGCUGAUCACAGCGCACAUUGCCACAAUCAUAAUGAACUACUCGGAGAUGGAAUACGCGAUAGUCCAGCUGCUGGCCUUUCUCGUCUUUUGUUUCACCGAUCUGGGCACGUCUGUGUACCGCCACCUCACCGAUCAGCAUGACCAGAUUGGCUAUGUGGCGCAUUUGUCUGGGGCCGUGGCCGGGCUGCUGGUGGGCAUCGGGGUGCUGCGCAAUCUGGAGGUGAGGCGCUGGGAGCGCAUCCUCUGGUGGGUGGCCGUCAUAUUCUACUUUGCGCUCAUGACCACCGGCAUCAUCAUACACAUAUUUGUGCCCGACUACUUCCCCAAGCAGGAGUACAACUGAGGCUGUCGUCCGCUGUCGUGCGCUGUUUAGACCACAAAAAACAUAUAUAGCUUUAAGUCGUACCCUUAGCCCUAGAUCUUGGAUGUCCCCGCCCCCAUCCGCUCUCCACCAAAGUGCACUUGAUGUGGAAGAUUGCCGCGAAGCCGCUGUACAGCAGCACAAGCACUGCCGUUUGUGUGCUAUAUAAUUUAUUUUCUUACGCCUAAUUUUGAUGCCCUUUUUGCCGAGAGUCGUGCCGAUCCGCUCAGAGGCAACCGUCCACCCAGAUGGAGUCUGUAUGUACAUA